Molecule: messenger RNA, 1470 nt
Organism: Haemonchus placei
Lineage: Eukaryota; Metazoa; Nematoda; Chromadorea; Rhabditida; Trichostrongylidae
Source: the annotation of a GenBank genome assembly
AUGCGAUACACACCCAAAGAGGUACGUCGUGAUAGCGACAAAAAACAAGCGCUACUAUCGAUCGAGGACCCGUUGCUGAUAACUAAUGAAGUCGGUCGCUCAUCAUUUAACUAUGCACUGGUUCGAUCUGCAUUUGAGCAAGCCCUACAGAUUCUCAAGGGCGUCUUCAUUCGUGAUCGGCGUUGUGGCGUCGAUUGGCAGCGUUUCUAUAAAGGAAGUAUGAUGUCGUUGAUUAUGCCGUUCACCCAGGAACAGCUACAAUAUAGGAAUUGGCUGAAGAGUUUCGUCCUCGAAUAUAAAGAACCAGAGCUGCCACCGUCGACGGUGGUGUGCAAUACACUGCUUGCACCGUCGAUCGAUUUGGCAAAGUGUGCUCUACAGCAGUACAUUAUGUCAUUGCCCCGCAGUUCGAGGCCACUGGAGAUUGUAGAUCCACGAGAUCUGGAACGAAUGUCGACGACAACGACGGCCACAUCACCAUCACACGAGAACGGCAGUGAGAUGACGUGCACGUCGAGUUCGGCUUCAGACGCUGCUGGCCCCGUCGUCAAUGGACCAAUUGACGAAACGGAUCGUUCAGCGACGGCCUCGGUGAAGAGUGACUCGUCAGAAGCUGUCAUUGAAAAGGUUGGAAAUCUCACUAAUGGCAAUGCGAAGAAUAGCGAAAACGUGACCGCAAAAGAAGGGCACAGAAAUGGUGAAAAGCCGGCAACACUGGCUGCCAUUGUUGCCGGUACGACAGGUCGCUCAAAGCCCAAGCAGCUUAUCGACGACAUUGACAAAAAGAACGGCAAUUCCCCUGCGACAAAGGAUCGCACACCGUCACCAAGCGAGAACAAGACGCCCCCCUUGACAAGCGCAAAAACAGCACAGCCAGUCAGCCAUCAUGCCCCACCCAGCUCCCAUGGCCGUGUUUUCCAUAACCAGCAGUACUACAAGACCGAGCGGGCUGCGUCACUGUCGCGGGACGGCGCCUCUGGGCGCGGUACGAGACCUCUGGUUACUGGUGGUAAUAGUAUGCGUCGUAAGCCUGUCGUUACUCAUUCACCGACCGGCGGCACAGCAUCCCCUGCCCCUCAUCCUCAGUCAAACUUUGUCAACGGUACACUAAGAAGCUCACGAAGCGGACCUGCAUCUCGCAAAGCGUAUCCGACGACCUACUAUAAACGGAAUGGCGAGCGUGUCCAAGCGGCACGACGCGACACAACACCACGGCUCGCGUCCGACGAUGGUGGUGAGUCGAGUGAACGUGAUUCGGUGAAGAAUGACGGCUAUCAGACGGUUCGCUCACGAAAUCGACCACGCCAUAAUGCGGUUUGGUGUCGAAUUGCAUGUGUACGCCGUAAAGGCAUUCGCCAAUCGGCGGCACACGGCCUCUGCGACACGCCCUCCUCGUUUUCAACCCAAUUUCUAUCCCAAAUUUCCUGCGUUCCAACAUGGAAUAUGUGGUUUAAUAAGGUUGAUGCUUAG